AUCACGUCACGGCCUUUGAUACGCAGCCUUGAACACCGAAAGUAGUUUUACCUUUUAAAGCGUUAAGCUGUCGAUCCCAAUCUUUAGCUAGGCGAGCGUCUGUGUUGUAAGGUGCCCGUAUCGAUUUCUGUCGCACAAAUCUGCAAAGAGCGCUGCAGCUAGGACUAUUGAUAUAUCUCUCUGACUUUUUUUGGAUUUAUAUUUGCUUAACGUACAAGUUUCUAAGCAAGAAAGAUGAGUUCAGCACCAGAAAUAAAGUCCUCAAGGAAGCGACAGUCAAUGGGCCCCAGCCCCGUUGUCGUCCAACACACCCCGGUAGGCACAAAGAGCACCAGGGUAAGCAUAGGUCCCGGUGCUAGCCUUAGGCGCUCCAACGUCACCACCUCAUACACUGCACCGAUGCUGGCCCCUCAAGGCGAGGCCUCUAGGUUGAGCAAGGAGACGGUCCAGAGCGUGAAAGGAAUUAGAGGAAAGGAGAAGAAAGACAUGUGCGAUCUGAAUGGAAGACUCGCCUCUUACAUGGAGAAGGUGAAGUUCCUUGAAGCUACCAACAAGGGCCUGGCUGAGGAAUGUGAAAAGCUUAGAAAAAUUAAAGGCCUUACUGGUGACAGAAUCAAAGAGGAGUAUGAAGAUGAACUCAAAGAAGCAAGAGAAGCGCUUGCAGAGGCUUCAAAAGAGUUAGCUCCCUUACAAGCAAAAGUUAUGGGCCUUGAAGACAAAGUGGAAACCGUGGAUGCAGAAAACGACGGCUUAAGGAAAAAUAUUCAAGACCUACAAAAUCAAAUUGAAAAGCUUAACCAGCUGCUUGGUGAACAGGAGGCUGAAACUAACUCAUUGAGGAGAACAUGUGACAACCUUGCAAGAGACAGGGAUAUGGCAAAGAAAGAACUUGCUAACACAAGAGACGACAACGCUAGAAUAAGAGAUGACUGCGAAGCUGCAAGAAUUAGGCAGAUUAACGCCGAGAACGAACGGGACAGCUGUACGGAGGAAUUAGACUUUGUAAAAGAAACGUCCGAAAUGGAGAUUCAAGAGCUGAGAGAACUGCUUCAAAAUCUCAAGAGCAUACAGCCCCAGAUUGAAGACAUGUGGAAGUCAGAGUUCAAGCAAGUUAUCCAAGACCUUCAAGAGCAUUACAACGACCAGCUUAGAACAAUGACAGACGAGCAACAGAAGAGAUAUGACGAAAAGCUAAUUAACAUACAGCAAGGACUAAGAAGAGACAACACUGACUCCAGUGUCGUAAAAACCGAAAACAAGCAUCUGAAGGAUCAGAACAGAGACUUGAGAGAUCGUCUGAACGACCUUGAACGGGAGCUUGAAGCUUUGAGGAGACAAUUAGAUGCAUUGAACAAGUUGCGUGAAAGGGAGAAUGAAGAAUGCGAUGCCAACAAGGCCACUCUGAAUGACGAAAUAGCCGCACUGAGAGCUGAACUCGAAGCAGUCAGUGAAGACUUAGAUGACCUUCAAAACAGUAAAAUGGACUUGGAGCUCGAGAUCGCCUGCUACAAAAAAUUACUGGACGGCGAAGAAACAAAGAUUCAGAAAGCGUUAGAGGAGCAAUCCAACAUGCAAAGUAAAGGUGGUGCCGAUUUGGCUAAAGUGAUUGCUGGUGGGCCUAGUGGUGGCGGUCAGAGUACUCAAUCUUCUAAACCUGUUGUUACUAUGAGUCAGUCAUCAGGAAGGGUGCAAGUGACAAGGACAUCUAAAUGCGCCAUUCAGAUCAAGGAAGUUGAUCAAGCUGGGCGACAUGUCUGCUUGUCAAAUACUUCCACUUCAAAGGACUUCGACUUGUCUCGCUGGACACUAACUAGAGCAUAUCCAAAAGGUAAAACCAGUGUAUUUAAGUUCGGCAACUGCGUCCUGAAAGCUGGCAAAGAAUUGAAGGUCUUCUCAUACAACAACCAGGAGGAGAUGGAAGACGAGAAGAAGGACAACCCAUCUCUCUUUGCUUUACUGGGAACACAAGGUGAAUGCAAGUCUUGGGGACAUGGAAACGGUCAGGUGACACUUUGUGACGAGAAUGGAAAGGAAAAGGCUAGCUCCAAGAUUACAUACAUCAGUGAUUAAGCAAAUGUGAAAUAAAAUAUGACAUCAUAGGUGUCGUCAUCAGUGACGUGUUUCAUUACAAGAUCAUCAACAAGAUAAAAAUUAAGAACUAUUUAUUAUUACAUUAAAAUUACAACGGAGACCUACCACCAUUGUUUUGAAACAUUGCUAUAUUUAGUUCUGGUUUCUAUUAUUUUGCAUUAAAAAAAUCUAGGGCAUUGUUCUGUAGAAUGAAUGUUUUAAUAGUUUUAGUUUAGCUUUGUAUUUUGCCUUUGAUAUAUUUUAAAGCAAUUUGCAUUUUAUACAUUGAAAGUUAGGUUACGAAACGACGUAAUGGCGUAGUUGAAGACAGAACUUUGAUGGUGUUCAUCGGGAAUGCUAGAUCUAUUUCGCAAAUAAUGGUUUAUCGAUUUUUUUAUUCUGUACGAGUGUAGCAUGUGUUAUUAGUUUUUCUUUGAAAUUUACCCAUUCACUGGUGCUAUUUGCAAUGUAACCUCACUAUACUGAACACGAAUUAUAUUUUUAUUGUGUAAGAAGGAUAGUAUAAAUACAUUUAUGAAGAAGAAAGAAAAAAAUGGCUUGCCGUUGUGAUACAAAUGUCGAAAGUUGCUACACAUGAUUUUUACAUGCCACUCAUCACUUCCGCUUCAAAAUAAUAGGUCGCCAUUUAAUAUAUGUUGUUCUAUAGACUGUGUAUUCUUGUACAUUACUAAUCGGCAUACUGGUUUUCAACUCUAUCAAACACACGGUAUGUAAGGCGAUGUUAUGUUUGUGUUGCAAUAAUUUACACAUAUAGAUGGAGGGUGUUAAUUGUGUUUAUGUAUUUAUUCAUAAAGAAACGUCCGUUCAAAGCAUAUAUAUUUCAGAUGAGGACACUGAUAUAUACAUAUAUACAUUUGCAUGAGUUAUUACCUAUUACAGAAAGAUUUUAUUGCAUAGAGAUAUAUGUAUUUGUUUGUUAAAAUUUAUAUAGUUUUACAAAGUGUGUAAUUACUUUAUUUUAUGCAACGUCAUUCAGUAAAAUGUGACCCCAGGGCUACUCGCCUUUUAGUGUCACGUAUUUACAGGACCAUUUGAGUGUUGUAUAUAUUUAGGAUAUAAGAUGUAGUGCAAGACUAGAAUCUCCUGCUUUCUUUGUUUUGUUUACAAGGAAGUAGAACGUAGAAAAAAUGUUUAUUUAUAUUUUCGUUCAAAUGAUACCUUGAAUACUAGAACACUAUAUAUUACCAUGUAAAACGUGGAAAGCAAAUAAAUUUUAAUAGUA
Mercenaria mercenaria is the source of this 3313-nucleotide messenger RNA. RefSeq names its product 70 kDa neurofilament protein-like. The record is from RefSeq and is a predicted model, not a curated record. The transcript is spliced from 13 exons. Lineage: Eukaryota; Metazoa; Mollusca; Bivalvia; Venerida; Veneridae. Bases 235 to 2070 code for a protein of 611 amino acids.